This is a messenger RNA of Gryllus bimaculatus (two-spotted cricket), 3772 nucleotides long. Lineage: Eukaryota; Metazoa; Arthropoda; Insecta; Orthoptera; Gryllidae. The record is from the annotation of a GenBank genome assembly.
CUCUGCAUGUAGGUAAUAAAGUCAUAUAAAAUGGUAACGCCCAGUGGGACGGUAGCAAAAGCGCGAUAAUAAAAAAAGAACACGGAGCGGCGCCUGAUCUCCACAAAGGUGGAUCCUCAAUGACCCACCAAAUCUGAAAAGAGAAAGGAAUAUGCAUCCAUUUUACUUCUCGUUCUAGAAGCAACUGCGCUCUAGAAUCUUAUUGAUUUUAUGGCAUAUAUCGCAGUACAUCCUCUACUAACACGUGCCAAGCUGGAAAAUAGGAUCCGCCAAAAUGCAAGAACUACUAAUAAUACAAAUGCAAGACUUCUUUCUACUUACAUUUCAGCCUAAACCUGGACAGAAAUAUCACGCAGCUGAUCUCUCCUACAGGGAGUAACACGCGAACGUUGGCCACAGCUUGUUUCCUGAUAAGCACAUGGGAUGUGACGUCAUGGAUGCAGAAUGUUACGUGAGAUAAAUACACUAAUUUUAAAGUAAACUUACGCACCUAUUAGUAUAUGGUUGCCAAAAUACUUUGAUUGGUGUAUUUUGAGAGCAAUUUGUAUUUCAAUUAACAUAAAAUCAUUAAAAUACGUAUAUAGAAAUAAAUGGAAGUGGCGGAAGUAUAGCUACCUAGUGGCGGAGUAAUGAACUACAACGACAGUUCUCAUCGAUACCUGUCGAUACCAUACAUGUAAUGGCUGUAAAAACAGCAAGGAACUUUGUGUGAUCGGAGUGAGGUUAUGAUCUCUUCUCUUAAUUUUUAGACAGUUCAUUUACUGUCACAUUUCUGGGUUUGUUUGGACGUUUGUUUAGUUGGACGGUAAAAGUAGUUUGUAAUAUCUUAUUUCAAGUUCGACUACUGUAUUAAGAGGCCAAAUGGAAGCAAAAUACACGUGUAUUGCUUGUCGAGUUGCAUUCAAAGACCCAGAACUUCAGAGGCAACAUUAUAAAUCUGACUGGCAUCGAUACAACUUAAAACGGAAAGUAGCAGACUUUCCUCCUGUUACGGCAGAAGAAUUUCAGCGCAGAGUUCUUCUACAGAGGGAGCAAGAUCAAAGUACCCCGAGUGCAUCCUAUUGCGCAAUAUGUAAAAAGUCUUUCAACACUCAAAAUGCUUAUAAUAACCAUUUAAAUUCGAAAAAACACAGAGUCGAAGUAGAGAAAAGUUUGCAUAAGCCUUCCCAUUCGCCCCGUGCAGACAGUACAAAGGAAGGCAAAUCUAAUGUAAAUGAAGACAUGGAUGUUGAAAGCGAUUCUGAAGUUGAAGAAGUGGAUUCCGACGAGUGGGAAGAGGAGAACGAAGAUAAUCCAAUUGAUGACAAUAAUUGUCUCUUCUGUUCCCAUCACAGUGGUACUAUGAUGAAGAACAUUAAACACAUGACAAUAGCUCAUUCAUUUUUUAUUCCAGACGUAGAGUAUAUUGUAGAUAUGAAAGGUCUCCUGACAUAUUUGGGAGAGAAGGUGUCACAAUACUACAUGUGUUUAUGGUGUAAUGACCGAGGUCGCACUUUUCAUUCGAUGGAAGCUGCUCAACAACACAUGAUUGACAAAGGCCAUUGUAAAAUGUUGCAUGAAGGAGAAGCCUUGGCCGAGUACGCUGCUUAUUAUGACUACAGUUCAAGUUACCCUGACCAAGCUGAAGCAAAUCCGGAUGAAGAGGUUUCCAUCGCUGUUUUGGAUGAUACAGAUUAUGAAUUGGUGCUGCCUUCCGGAGCAAGAAUUGGUCACCGUUCACUUAUGAGAUAUUAUAGGCAAAAUUUGGAUCCCAGUAAAGCAGUUGUGCAACAGAAAAAGGUGCACAGAGUUAUGGCGCAAUAUAGAGCAUUAGGAUGGACUGAAACCCAAAAGGAGCAGGCCACAAGGAAAGCCAGAGACCUCCACUACAUGCACAGAGCCAGAGCAAAAUUUUCUCAACUUGUUGGAGUCAAGGCGAACAAACUGCAAAAGUACUUCAAAAACCAAAGUCUUUGUUUUUAGAGACGUUUUUGUACUGCUGGGUUGCACAAUUGUGUCGUGUAUUUAGGAGAGAUGAACAAUGGAUCAUAUCCUUGUUGCAAAUUUUACUUUCUGAAGGCACUUUGGAUGGUACUAUUAAGAUUUUUAGAGAAUGAAUAGUAAGAGUACAAUAAUUUGUAAUUGUACUGAAAAGAUUGUGUGUGUAUUGUAUUCUAUAGUUGAAUUAAUUUACUUGUAAGGUUAAGUUCUAUGAUGUACUGUAAUGAAAUAUUUAUUAUUCCAAUGUUACAUAUUUAUUUCUACUACCUAUGUCAUGGAAUUACAUACUAGAUUCAUUGAGAAAUAAUAUUAAUGAUGGAUUUUUCUAAAAUUUUUCUUAGUAAUUGGCUCAACUGUGAUGUUCUGCUCUUGAUUAAAUACAGAACUCUUGAAACUGUUGUUGGGAACAUUUAAAUUCUAUCCUUUAGUUAUGCAAGUGGGCAAUAAUAUUGUGAAUUAGAUAAAAGAUGAAAAAUAACAGAAAACGAUUCAUUGUAAUACUCUUCUAUUAGUUUAUUGUAGUUUUUUUUUGUUGGGCUAUAAUGAAAUAACUUAAAGUAUUAUUUGUUUAUAUUUUGUUGUUCUUAAUCAAAUACUUUUAAGUUUUCCUAAAAACUUCACAUAUUUAUAAUAAUGUGUGCAAGUCUGCUGGGUACAUAAUUAUUUAUCUGCAGAGCAGAAACCUUUGAUUUUUUUUGUUUCUUCUCACUUCCUUAUUUUACCCCUAAUCUAUGUUUCAAAAAUUGUAAAAAAAUGAUCUUAAUACAUUAAGAAAUGCAACAUUGAAAAAAAGGUGUUGGAAUCUUUUCAAAUAAAAACUAAAUUUUAUUUUAUUUUUACGAUGAUUUAUUCCCUUCUUAACUGUUUCACUUCUUGUUUCAAUUUGUUGUAAUUAAACUCAGUUCAAAAUGUAGCUUUUUCAAAAUUUAUUAAAGUUGAUAAUGUUCAAUUCUGAAAUGGUUAAUUUUCUCAAUGUGCUUACGGUCAAACCACAAAAAAGACGACUUGUAAGCUGAAUUCGAUUCUGCAGCAAAACAAACAGUGCUGACUGUUUUGUUUACUGUAGGCUUAUCUCAAAAGCACCAAGAAUUGGAAGGAAAAAAGAUUUCUUGUUCAAAGUAAUUGCUGAUGAGCCAAUAGUACUCCACAGAAUUUGAGGGACAGGUAUCACCAGAGCAGGUUUCAUAAGUGAAUAUGCAAAAUCAUGGUAGAUUUGUGGAAUCAUGAUUCUUUCUGAAAAUAUUUUGCUGGUACUAGUUUGUUCAAUUCAUCCUGUUGAAUUAUUGUCAUCACUUGUGAAACACCAGGUUACUUCAUGUAUAGACUAGGUUUUCAACUGUUAUUUGUAUGAAAGGUAUUUGUAUUGUAUAUUUUUUAAGGGUUGAUACUGUUAUGGAAAUACACACUUACAUUAUUGUUAAGUGUUUAAUUUUCAUUUUUUUUCCAUUUACUCCAAAUGAUAUUGAUGAAGGUUAUGUGUUAGUAGUAUUGAGAGUGAAGACAUAGUGGGUCUUGACACUAUGAAUAAGUCUAUUAAUCUUCACUUUCAUCAUUGCAAAUGUUUUGGAAGAAAAACUGAUUGAUCUUAGAACAAUUGAGUGCCUAAAAUGUUUCUUUGCCGUAUUUAAAAUUUAUAAGAAUGCCCAACCUGUGGUCGAAUUUUUAUGAUUUGAAAAUUUAAGAUUGACUUUCAAUUGGUAACUAAUGUAGAAUAAUGCAGAUUAUUAGUAAACAAGAUAUUUAGAAAAAAAUUUCUCAUAUUGAUUUCUUAGUUAAAAAAAAAAAUUAAAUU